AUGACAUCUGUUGUGGUCUGGGAGCAUGACGAUUUAAAGACUACAAGCACAGAAAGAUCAGACAAGAUCAUAGUUUGCAGAAAAAUACAAUCCUCUAAUGGUAAUGGUAUUAAAAGUUUAAGCAGCAGACUUAGUGGCACUUUGGUUUGCUGUCAAGAUGGCACGGUCCAUUGUUGUACUCAUGAUUCUGAACAUCCAGCAGCUGAAAAGAUUUUGGAAAAUUUGGCACCUGUUAAAAAUGUACAGAAUCAGAAGGUGAUUCAGGUAGCUGCAGGUGACUCUCAUAAUGUGAUAUUAACUGAAGAUCAUAGUGUACACACUUGGGGAAGAAAUGAAUAUGGACAACUGGGGCGGGAGGCUUCUAGAAAAAAUAGAGGAAUCCCCAAAUUGGUCAAAUCUCUUGCGGGCUACUCGGUGGUACAGAUAUCUUGUGGGAGUGUUCACACAUUGGCAUUGUCAAAUGAUGGCCUUGUGUUUUCUUGGGGCUCUAACAGCUUUGGACAACUGGGUCUUGGGAAAAGCACUUCUCAUCAAAAUCUUCCCGAGGUAAUCUCAAGCCUCAAGGGAUUACCAGUGAUGCUGAUAACAGCCGGCAGCUAUCACAGUUUUCUACUCUCCAAGUCAGGAUCUGUCUAUGGAUGGGGCAGGAAUGACUGUGGCCAGCUAGGUCUGAACAAUACAGAAAACAGUGAUACACCAAAGAGGUGCAGAUUUUUCAACGAUAAAAAGGUGAAGUACAUCUGCUGUGGAGAGAGUCACACUGCUUGUUUGACUAAGGAUGGCUCUGUAUUUACAUUUGGGGCUGGCAGUCAGGGGCAGCUUGGUCAUUGCAGUAACAGUGAUGAAACUACACCAAAACAAGUGAAGCAGCUGUCUGGUUGUGAGGUUUCCCAGAUAGCUUGUGGCAGCAAUCACACCUUAGCCUAUGUGCCCAAGUCUGGCAGACUCCAUAUAUUUGGUUUUGGAGGGAUUGGACACUUUUCAGUGAUGGAGGAAGAAAAUGAGAACUGUCAUAUUACUUUGUCAGGCCUUUUUGUCGAAACCAGUGACAAUCAACCAUCAACGUUGUGUCUGCCAAUAGAAAACACAGAUCAACAACAUAGGAUAAAAACAAUACAUGCAGGGGGAAAUCAUUCUUUUAUUACUGUAGUGGCAGCAAAGCAAAAGUGUGAUUCUGAAGACUUCAGAAAUGAGGACCCAUCCAAACAGAUUCUCACUCUGUCACAGGAGACAGUCAGUAUGCUUUAUUCUUUGAGCCCAGAUGUGAUACCUCCAAAUAUAAUUGGAAAGAUCUUCUCAAGUGCCUCAUGUUUAAACAGCUCAUUUUUGUUACCUAAUGAUGAACAUUAUGAGAGCAGCGACGAGAAUCAUGGUGUCAACUUGCAUGCUGUUCGAGAGUUUUUCCAAAAACUUAAAGAAAAACAAAAUAUAAUGCAGUUGAUUCAUGAUCAAAUACAGAACAAUUUGAUUCCACAAUUGCCUUCUACACCACCUAGUGGUGAAGCCAUCCGUCUAUACCUCAUGUUACCUGAAUGUGAUUUGUUUGACAGACCUGAGUUUUACCAUUCCUUGAUAUGCCAGUUUGCCAAGAGUUUCCUGGACCUAGAUAAAAAAGCUAGAAAGAUAUUCACAUCUUGGUGCACAUGUAGCCAGGCAUCUUUUUUCAAAAAAUUGGUGGUGAUAUUCCAACAAUGUUCCCUUUAUCUGCUGCAGUUGCCUUAUUCCCCAAGAUCCACACAGGAUGUGAAAAGAAACAAAGACCUCCGGACAUGUUUGAAUAUGUUGAAGAUGUUGCACCAGGUGAAUGAAGCAAAAAAUAUACUACCUGCCAACACUUUUAUUAUGCCUGAAUUCAAAGACAAGGUGGAUGUUCAGAAAGAAUAUAUAAAUCUUCGUCGGUCACAGUCACCAGAACUGAACACAGAGGUGUUUAAACAGCUUCUGCAGCAACUGGUGUCAUUACUAAGCGAACACAGCAUUCAAGAG
Messenger RNA from Candidula unifasciata, 1986 nucleotides. The record is from the annotation of a GenBank genome assembly. NCBI's taxonomy places the organism in Eukaryota, Metazoa, Mollusca, Gastropoda, Stylommatophora, Geomitridae.